AUGAUAAGAACCAACGUUUUACGUGAGGCAGUGGAAAAACUCGCUGACUUGCCUUGUGGCCAUGAAGAAGACUUUGUAAAUCCUGUUGACGACGAUUUGCAAUGUUCAAUUUGCCAACUAACGUUGCGAAAUCCGGUUCUUACUAGAUGUGGUCACAGAUUUUGCAGAGGGUGCCUAGAGCAGCAUAUGUCAAAUAGGUAAAUGUAUUUGAUGAACUGAAUGCAAAAAGUUGUAUAUUAUAGGUCCGUGUCUUAGAAAUAAGGAAAAUAUAAGCUUUGAUUUGUCUUUUAUUAGACAAUGGUAGUCUUUACACGAGAGCCUAAAUAAGCUAAGAAAUAUUUCAAGAUAAGUAAAUGUUAAUUACUUCAAGUAAACUAAAGCUUCACACACAACCGAUUCUUUUUUACUUCAGGUUAACAGAAGGCUAUUUUCCCACGCAAUAUAAUUAAGAUUGAUUGACAUGUUUCGCCUUUCUCAAAGCUCAAGAAACCGCAAGUAACCGCAAGUCAGCUAAGUCGGUUUUAAGGAUGAUUUUCAAGGCGCUUGAAACUUUCUUGAGUCGUUUCAACUUUCCGACUUUAAUGAGAUGCAAAGUAAAGUUACUUGAGAUUUUACUUAGGCCUUCACACACGAAGUUUUGGUUAAGUAAAAUAAGUCUUACCUAACAGCCUAGUGUAAAGACAACCAAUAUAAUUUACUGAUCUUCACCGAAACAGGAAGCUGAGCCAGAUUCCGUAUAUAUUCAUUAUUUACAAUUACUGAGACAAUAACCAGUUUAACGGUGCUGCUUUGUUAGGAAUGCCACUUUAUCAACACAUUUAAGCUAACAGAACUUCUCUAAGGGAAUUAAAAAAAGAAAAUAACAAACUGCUUAAGAUGGAAACAUUCGUAAUUAACACGCGGCUUUGACGGUGGUUAGACCGGUCACUAGAAAUAGCAAACUCGUUUAAAUCAUUCAUCUGCUCCAGGAAUGUUCCAAUAUUUAAACGGAAAAGAGAGAUUUUGAGCACUUUUCACAUAACAUAAUAAAUUAUUUCCGAGCUAUCUUUUGAGCGGAAGCGAAGCUUGGUUUAACCUUGUUUGGACCAGUACAAACCUUCAUUUUGAACAUAUAUUAAAAAAAUGAUUUACAUACAUGUUUGCUCUUCGCUUAACUUGUAGUCACAAAUGUUAAUUGGUUGGAGCUACAGCCAACUCUGUCCUUGCAGACAUGUCUCUGGUAUGGACACCUCAAUAAUAAGAAUACAUCCAGUUUCAAUGAAUUGAAUCGGAGAAAUCUCCCUCUGCGUGUCUGAGGAAGUUUGAAAACAAACAUAUUUCAAUUAACCCGAACUAAAAUCUUUAUUUUUAAAGUGAUUUAAAAUCGAUAAAUUCACAAUUGAUACUGGGAAACACGCAAGCACAAGUACCAGUUCUUGUUGCAAAUGUCCGAGUUGGCCGCGAUCGUCGUCAGUUAAUUACUUUCAGAGCUGGACCCCUACUCCCCUUUUCUUUGUAAUAAUAAACUUUUCACCGACACUGACGACGAAAGAGCACUCGUUUUAGCCUUUAACCAUCGCUUCCAGAAUUGUUAAUUUUACGUCUCCUGCCCUCAUGUUUGUUUUAAUGUUCGAUCGGCAAAGGUUUUGAAUGAGUUCGAUUAAGUUCGAUUACCGAACCAAAUCGAAGUCAAACGAACGAUUGGAGUUCGAUUGGGUUCGAUUACCGAACGUUUGAUUGGUUACGCCGGACAUAAUCAAAGGCCACGCUAUUGGUCAGGUUAUUUUUCCCAACCAAUACUGCGGUACGUUCAGUUGAAAUCAAACGGUCCGGCUCAGUAAUUAUUCUCUUAUCUCGGCUACAUAAGGAGAAAAAUGGCGAAACUAACUGUUUUUAAUUCCACUCGGUACAGAAUCCACAUCAUGGAAUUAGUUUCAAAGCUUCAUAUCGACCUGUAAAAAGUUUAACUCAUGACACAAGAGGCGACCGAUUGGCAUGUAUCGCGUUAUUUUAAUACUGACAUAACAACCUUACGUGGUUUUAGAGUAAUUCAGCUGGUAAAGAAAGUAGUAAUCUGUCGCAAAAUUUGAUUUUAUCCAAAUUCGCAGCCUAGACCCUAGGCGUUCUCUCUUGACCCAUUGUCCGCGCGAAGUCUGGGAAAGAGCAGGCGAGAGAACGUGGCGUCUCGGCGAGUCUCUCUCGUUGACGUCACAACUCACGAUAAAGUCCAGAUUAACCAAGCCGAGAACACCUAGGCAGGAGGCUACUGAAUCGAUUUUUCUUUAUUCUGAUUUGUGAAUCUUGUACCAUUGGCCGCCUCUUACCCUCUCUCUGAAAAGCUGUAAAAAUUUCCCAACAGUGUUACACUCCGUGGAGCUGUUUGAAGCACUUUUAGCGAUUUAAGUUUCCCUUAUCCAGAAUUAAAGAUGUCAAGACAACAUAUAUUGGUCACUUUUAUUUUAUUAGGCAAGAAUGUCAACAAAGUGUUUGUAACUGCCCUGUUGAUAGAGAGGAACUCGAUUGUGAUAAGGUAAAUUAGUACACCAAUGGUUUUCAGUUAUACAUAUUGCCAUUUUUUUAAUUUAAUUUUUAUCCUCCUGUGUUUUUCUGCAAAUCCAAUACUUUUGCAAGGGAAAAAACACUUCAACUUGAUUUUUGUUUCAACCGUUCUAACAGAGCACUAGAAAUUAAAGUCAAUCAGUCAAUUGUAAGAACUGUGUCGACCGCUGCAGAACAAUUAAAAAGAAGGGCAUGUUUAUUUGAGGGAAUCCAAGACUGGAUUGUUUAUGUCAAAACUUGGCUUCGUUACCUCGAACAAAACGAAAAAUCCGAAAAUGGACUCUUGACAGCGUGACAAUAUUAGACUCUAGGUUCGCUUGUUCAGGUCUGUUCAUCUACAAUGUAAUUUGACGCACAGAUAAUCGUCGUAAACGCCAUUGAGUAAACAGAGUUUCAAGUAUCUUCUGAUACCCAAGGUUAUUUUUCAGCCAUUUACUUGACGUUUACAUCGAUUUCAAGCAACCUAGUCUUCUAUGACCUGUAGUUGAUACAAUUGUUUUCCAAUUCAAAAGCAAAGACUGUUGGUUGACCUUUUACUGCCUUGACAGCGGUGAGAAGUUCCUCAAAGAAUAAACCUUACAUAUCAAUGCCACUAUGCAAUAUUUCCACUGCUUUCAUUACACAGGAUAUUUUCCCCGACAGAGCCACUGAAAGGAAGAUCCUCUCCCUUUGUAUAAAAUGCUCAAGUACUGGAUGUGAAUGGACUGGAGAACUGAGGGAAAAAGAGGUGAUAUUCAACUACAGCUAGCUUCUCACUUACUCUUUCAUCACUUUCACAAACACCAACGCUACCACUUUCCUGUUGCUCUACCUCAAUUAUUAAAUUCGCUUGUUUCUCCAUAACCAACAUCAGUGUAUUGACUUUCUUCACCAUCACCUUUCUAUUCUUGGACCUUCACCAAAAUUUAGGCUUGUGUGUUAUAUUUUCAAAUACACACCAUGUAAUGUUUCCAAGGGUAUUUGGCUUUUGUCAUUUCAUUAGUUAUGCAUACAUAUGCAUGUGUUUAGGACAACUUGUGAAAGAAACACUGAGUUCUUAGGGGUAACAUCACAUAUUAUGUGGUAGGAAAACAAAAUUGGAUACAAGCUAAAAAGGACUAUUGACCCCAAAAUGGCCUAGCAAGUUAGCGAGAUUGCACCUAUGAUUACUGCUACUGUCAAACGAAUAUCUAUGUUUGGUUUUUAUCAGGAUCACCUAUUAUCUUGCUCUUUCAAACUUAUAUCUUGCCCAAAUGUGAACUGUGCUGUAAAAACAACCAGACAAAAAAUGGAUGAACACGUGGCCACCGUGUGUGAGUGGAGGAUGGUAACCUGUGAUCACUGUAGUGAGCCACAUCCGAAGUGUUUGCUCCAAGUACGUUUUAAUGAUAAAGAGUUUACACAAAUGCAUGGUAUUAAGAAGUAUACAGAUAUAAAAAUAUUCGUAAUAAACAUGGCCAUCCCAUGGACAUAAAGCUACAAUAUACAUUAUUAAUAGCUCCUUUUUUCUGUAUAAUCGUGGUACACAUGGUCUGUUAGCAUGGGCAGGUCUUUAUGAUAGUUGAGAAGGGCGUAGUCAGCUAUCCCUGAAAGGGCGAGAGAGGGGAGUGAGGACUAAGUGGAAAGACAAAUUAACGCUGACCUAUAAACAAUUAAAGCACGGUUCCUUUUUGCUUAAAAAAAGGCUGCGUUAUUGUCAUAUUCAGCAUCUUGGUAGAAUAUCUGACCAUAAUAAGUGUUUUUCAAUUCUUUGGCUACUUGAAAUAUUUCAAAAUGGUAAUUAAUAGACCUUUUUAGCUUGUUUGUUUUGUUUUCCCAAUUCAGACCACAUGUUCUCCAAGGAGUUUGCCUUCACACAUAUUCACGUGGAUGCACAUGCAUAAGACGAGAUUUGAAAGAAUCAGUUCUCUGGAGUACCAUUACGUGGUCUAAAAAUGGGAAAACAAAAAAAUACAAGCUAGAAAGGCCUAUUCUAUGAAGUUUGUCCCCAGCGAAAAACAAAAACAAAAAAUAAAAAACGGUUCACUGUAUGUUAUUUAAGAACUGAGACCCUCGUAAUCACGAGAUUGUCAAUUGAUUCUAGCAGCUAAUCAAAGUAAAAAAGGGGACCCCUUAACAAUAAUGUAUCUAUACUUGAAGACCAAGCAGAUACGUUUAUGUAGAAUUAGUGCCAGCACCCAAUCGACAUGCACAUGACCGCGAUAGAUAUUGGUGUUUUAGAUGCAUUUUCACGCCCUGUUAAAGAGCGAUUACUUGAGUUUAUUUUAACCCACAUUUUUUUCAAUUUGCUGAAAGGCAGCAACGCCCCCUGUUGGUGCCAGUAUGGGAGUCCUGCUAUUAGGUAUUGGAAUUCAGCGGUAGUCAAAUUCGUGAGAUAUAUUUAAAAAAUGGUUUGUAUCCGUAGGAACAUGCUGAUAAUUGCAAGAGGAAACCUGAAGAAUGCCUAAACGGUUGUGGUGAAUUGCUUGCUAGGGAGGAGGUAUCGUGGGUUUGCACAGUUUUCAAUGCUCACAAUCAUCGUUCAUACCGUCUUGUUCCAAAAUAUUGGCGAACUUGGGGCGUGUUCGUUUUACUGUAUUCCGGAAUAAGAAUUAAUGAAAUUUACUCAAGAAAACACUUAUUUUGUCAUUCAUUGUAUUUCAACAUUUAGAUGUCUGCUCCAAAUAAAUAAUUCCUUUGCAUGGUCCAAAAAUCCAGGUGAACGAGAUUUGUAACAAAACUUUUGCGUAUUCUAUUCUGGAAUAUUAACGGUCGAACGUACCCUUUUAAGUUCGUUAGUUAUCCAAUUAUCUACAUGGUAAUUUGCCCUCAAGCGUUGACUUGUUUCAAGGUAAAGGGUCUUUUGAUUUCUGCAGAUGCAAUUGAGGCAAAUUUGAUCCAUAUACACCGCACGUAUAAAAUACAAAAGAAAAGUAAUAUUGCCGCCAUUUUUUUCGAAGAGAAAACCACUCGGCUUCAUAUAUUACUGCUAGAAGAUCGUUAUCUUUGUUGUAGGGAUGCUUACGGCAGUCACUAAAUAAGCAGCAUAUUGUCAUAGUAUCAAAUGCCUCUAAAGAACAUGCAGUGUACUUUGUGGGAUUUUUUUUUCCUCUUCAAUAUUUUCAUAUCAAGAGAUAUCUGCGAUCCACCCUCUUUACAAGAACUCCAGCUUCAUUUUCAUAGCGGCGAAUAUACCUCUUUAGUAUAUACUAAAACAGUGGAUAGUGUUUUUCGCGCGCUCUGAUUGGCUACUCAAUCAGUGGAUAUCCUGCACUAUUCACUGAUUCACCUUCAGUUCCUCCGAGCGAGCGAUGACAAAAUGGCGUAGGUUGGGAGCAAAAUGCUUUCCCGGUUUGCUGCCGUAACAAACUAAGAAAUUUCACAACUAAUCAAGCACGCUAUUUCCGAAAUACAUGAAGAAGGUGACGAAGUUCGGUUUGGAAGUUUUAACAGGUAAAGCUCUGUCUUUUUGACUUGAAUAGUUAUCGAUAAAACCGGUGAAAAAGUUUUUUGUUUACAAGUGCAAAUUAAGCUUAAGUCUUGCGUUACUUUAUUUAGUUGACUUGUUCGCAAAUAAGCUUAACACUAAAUUUAAUAAUCUUUUUUACAGAAUUAUUUUAAACACAAACAGAAUUCACAACUCCUUUAAUUUUGAAGAAACUUCCCCGCAAGAGCUAAACAAACGCCUUCAAAAGUUUUAUUUGUCGCUAAGAAAAAGCGACGACCGCGGCCGUUCGGUCAUCGCGCGCCAAAAUUGUAAUUGUUGGCAAAAGUAAAUGAGUUAAAAAUCAUCAUUUUGUGCUCAAUUAUCUCACUGUUUUAGUAUAUACUAAAACAAUUAUUCACCUCAGUGUCGGUGGUUAGUAUUGGAUAUUUACCUCGCCGCUUCGGGGCCUCGGUAAAUAACCAAUACUAGCCACCUCCACUUCGGUGAAUAAUUGUAAACUAAGUGAUUUAAGUCGUUUUCCCUAUUAUUUUGAUAUUCUGUAUGUAUUGAAGGUACUAAGAACAGCCUAUUGGCCAUUGCCGUUUUAGAUAGCAGCUCAUAUUGACAACAAAUGUCCGCUGACAUUGAUCUCCUGUCCAUAUUCUCAGAUAGGAUGCGACGCAAAGGUAAACUGUCAGUACUGUGUGUAAGUCAGUGCCCAGUUUCAAACUAGAGUAAUCAGAUGUACAACGCUCCCUUUUCAUUGAAAGCGAUUUCUUAAGAUAGCGGACUUGGGGAAUCUAACAUGCAGCCGUGAGAAAAUCGCUUAUAAAUUCACUUAACUCGAUUUAGGGGUGGUGUCAGAAAUACUUCGUGCUGCUUGAAAAUCAAACGUUGUUGUUUCCAGGUAUUUUUCAUCGAUGUAAGUCCAUUAAAAGUGGCGUGGUUUUUCGUAAUGUUCUGAAUGUUAAAAUUCUAGCAUGUGAAAACGGUUAAAAAUAAUCUUUGGCGAAGAACAGACAGACAAGAAUUUGACUGGAACUUAAACAAUUGAGAGCUCAAGCAUGUUAACGCAUAACGCAAAGCCUAAUUUUCAUAAAACUGAUAGAAGCUGCAAAUAGUCAUAACUUUAAGAGAAUUUACGUAAACAAGAUGAAUCAUGGUAACAACAUAAAACUUGAAAUCUUUGAGACAAAUUGCUCAAAACUAUUCGUUAGAAGGCAUAAAAAAUCACAAAUCAAUAUUCACACGCAAAGAUAAUAACUGGAAGUUAUAUUUUUUCUGAUGCAGAUUCAGCGAAAAGAAGUGGAAGAUCACCUUCAGACAUCAACGACACUUCACAGCGAAUUAACACUUAAAAAUCUAAAAGCAGCAACAGAAAAACUCGACUCUCUUCAGAAGCAAGUACAAGAACUGACAGUUACCAAUUCUACUCUCAGGAUGAAAGUGGAUGAACAAAGCAAGACAAUUGCGAGAUUGAAUGAAGAAUCCUCGUCCUUCGUAUGGAAGGUGACUGAAUUUUGGAAGAUCUUGAGACAAGCAAAGAGUGAACGUAAUAAAAGGAUAAAGAGUGAGCCUUUCUAUGCAGGAAGACGAGGGUAUAAGCUAAGACUUUGUAUUGAGCCAGAUGGUAAUCAGUCAAAGAGAAACAGGUAUCUUUCAGUAUACAUUCUUCUUAUGAAAGGCGGUUUUGACGGUAUGCUGCCUUGGCCUUUUCGUCAAAAAGUCACAUUUACGUUAAUAGAUCAAAAAGAUCAACUUUCUAGUAGGUUUAACGUUGUGGGGUCUUUAUAUGUCACUUUUUCAACUGGCAGGCCCUUAGCAGAAGAAGUCGACGAAUCACACGGGAUAGCAAGAUUUAUUUCGCACAGUAAUUUAAGUUUGUUUCGUUACGUUGUUGAUGACACCUUGUUUAUUCAAGUUAAAAUUGAUCCCAUUGAUUCUUAA
This is a messenger RNA of Porites lobata, 7870 nucleotides long. NCBI's taxonomy places the organism in Eukaryota, Metazoa, Cnidaria, Anthozoa, Scleractinia, Poritidae. The record is from the annotation of a GenBank genome assembly.